Molecule: messenger RNA, 480 nt
Organism: Mesorhabditis belari
Lineage: Eukaryota; Metazoa; Nematoda; Chromadorea; Rhabditida; Rhabditidae
Source: the annotation of a GenBank genome assembly
AUGCAAAAUUUCGUCGUCUUCUCAUUGCUCGUCGGGGUUACGGUGGCUGGGUUCAAGCCGUUGCCUGGAGGAACUCCAAGCAAAUUGACAGCUUCUUGUGUCGAUUUCUGUAACGGUCAAUCGCGAUCAACGAGCACUGGAUUCAACUUCCAAGACAAUGGAUGGGAGCUGUGCAAUUGUCCAAUUGCACAAGGAGCUCAUCAAUGGGCAAACAGUGGUUGCUGGCGAGAAUGUGUUGAUCGAUGCGUUUCAUUAAAAGGAAAAUGCGCUGAUCCGAAAAAAAGCAAUAAGAAAAAUGAAGGUCCCUGUUGCUCAACAGCUGACAAGAAUUCAACAAUUCAAGCUCAAUGUUAUUCUACAGCAUCUGGUCUCUGUUAUUGUAAUGGACAAAAUGCACAAUGUAGCGGUGGAUCAGUGACAACAACGACAACGACACAAAAUGCAGGCGGUGGACCAAUUGGUGGACCAAUUGGAAGAAAA